This is a messenger RNA of Rangifer tarandus platyrhynchus (Svalbard reindeer), 4113 nucleotides long. The record is from the annotation of a GenBank genome assembly. NCBI's taxonomy places the organism in Eukaryota, Metazoa, Chordata, Mammalia, Artiodactyla, Cervidae.
AUGGAGAAUUUCUUUUCUUUGAAAAGCAUUACUGCUACCUUGCUGAGAUCCAGCUCGACUUCCUGGUUGAUUGAUCUCAUUCUUGCGUUCCUCUGUGGACUGGGGCUCUUCCUUCUGUUACUCCCAUGCUUACAGAGUGAUUCAUAUGUCCCACCAUCUAGAAAACAUAGAAACAUCAGGAAGCAUCAAGUGGAGGUGAAGAGGAGGAGCCAGAGUAAGAAGAAAAGUGGAUCUUUGAAAGCUUGCAGAGAUUGCCUGGAAGAACUGGAGGGGACUCACCACUUGGUUUCACUUCUUCAAAGCCACCUGGGGAGGCUCCCUGACAAGAGCGGCUUUCAUCAGUUCUCCUGUCAAGACCUCCUUGAUAAGGUAUGCAAAGCAGUGCCUGCUGAAGCCCGCCAGCCAUGCGGGGAACCUGUGGAAGAUGCCGCUCCUGCCAUGUCCCUACUGGCUCCUCUGACCAAGCAUCGUGUACCUCUGGCCUCCGUCCUUUCACCAGACCCGACGACUUCCUCAGUUUCUGUUCAUUCACACACAUCCCUGAGUUCCUCUCAGCCACUCGAGCCUUUAGAUUCCCCAGACCUCCUUUCAUCCCCACCAGUUGCUCUUUCCUCGCCCCCACCAUAUCUGCCUGAUUCAGAGGCCUGUCCUCUGACAUCCUCCUCUACCCCACCACUGCUAGACUCUAUUUUGACUCAGCGUGACUCCUCGAUAGCACCGCCUCUGGGCACUGUCCCGCAGAGCUUUUUUCCACAUCCUCCUUGGUCAGCUUCUCUCAUCCCAGCUAUCUCAGGCCUUGGUCACGCACAUGGCCCCGUUUCAGCCCUGUCCUGGUGGCAGGCAGCUGCAAAAGCCUUGUAUCUCUCAACCUCAUCAGAGUACAAGUCCCAGAAAAAGCACCCUUCCCACAACCCAGCAGGGGCCUCAUUCUGGAUAGGCCCCACAGACAGACAAGGAGAGGCUAGUAGCCCUUCUCUGCUCAACUCUCAUGAACAGAAGCUCCUAGAUAUACAAGUGACAAAGAGAGUUGACAUAAAGAUUUGGAAGGAAAAAGAAAAAGAUGAAUCACAUCUAAAACAAAUGAGCCCAGACUGUCACCUGAAUUCUUUGGGGAAUAUGUUGAAAUCUCUACAUGCUAAGGAGGACACCACAACCCCCCAGCCUUUCUGGAGCACAAAAGACAAAUCAGAGCAGCUGCCUUACCCUCAGCAGUUCUCAUAUCCCAAGGUCCUGGGGAACAAUCUACAGCAGAAAUAUAACCAGCUUUUCUGGGGUCUCCCUUCUCUGCACAGUGAAUCCUUGGUGGCUACUGUUUCGAUCCCUGAGACCUCUUCUGUACCACAGUCUCCUUUCUUAUUCAACAGAAUUUCUCAUGUCUGCCCAGUUCAAAUGCAAGCUAAAAUAUCGCCACUGCUUCCGCAGUUCCAGCCCUUGUCCCAUCUAGAGUUCCAGCCUCGACCCUUUAUUCCAACAAUACCUCAAUUCCAGCCCCCACCUCUGGCUCGGACCCAAACCCAGGCACAUCUAAAAUCCUCUCUCUCAAUUCUACCAUCUUCUUCUUCAGCCCAGAUUAGGACCUCUGGACUGUCUUGCCCUACAGCCCAGAAUAAGCCACAGUCUCUUACCCCAACAGAGAUUCAACAUUCAGAAUGGUCCUUGUUGCAGAAGCAACUAGAAAAUGGGAGGACUUUAUCUUCUGUAGUCAAACAAUCUCAGGAAGUCAUUAAUGCCUUCCCUUCCAACCUUCCUGAAGACAGCUGGGCGGUCUCCAUCCUUCCUGAGAAUUUUCCGAUCAGUCCAGAGCUCAGGAAGCAGCUGGAACAACAUCUCCAAAACUGGCUCAUCCAACAUCGAUGGGAGCUGCCCCAAAGGAUCCAAGAGUCUUUAGAGAUAAGGCAGCUUCAGGGAGAAUUACCAGGCACAUGCCAGGCAAAGGGCAAGGAUAGACCCUCACAACCAUCUUCAUUUACAGGUGAAAGCAGCAAGGAUACACAGAAGGUGAAGUUCCAGCUAAGCCAGAAUGUGGGCAAGGGCCUAGGGCAUAUUCUGGGGAAGGUUCCAAAAGAUCUGUCUAGGAACUCAGAAAGCUCUGUAGUGAAGUUUCAGGAGGUGAACUCUGAGGAGUCAGAAAAUGACCUAAGGCUCUUGAGGAGUGACUCAGGAAUUGAUUUACUAAGGAGCUUAGAUAAGAAUCUAGACAACAUUCUGAAAGGCCAUUUGGGCAGAAAGUUGGGGCAGAACAGCAAGGGGUUAGUUUCUGUGAAUGUACAUCAGUCUAGCCUUGAUGUCAAGCAUCCUUCUUCCAAGUCUGAUACUCACACAGAAACCAGCAAUCUAGGCAUCUUGAAGGGUUGGGAACCCUGUGUGAACACCUGUUAUGGGGUUUCCCUCCUCGAUCCAGACACUCAAGAGGAACUGGAAGCACAUAUUACAAGGUUUUGGGUAAAGCAUAGGUGGAGCCUACCUCUCAAGGUCCUCAAGCCCAUAAAUCUCUUUAAAUUGAAAAAGCCUCCCCCCUCCUCCAUGCAGUUUGUCUCCCCGCCCUCAGCCACCUGUGUAUCUGAGUCCCACUCAACAGUAAAAUUUGCUGAGUUCCUCGGAAAACCUCCUCAGGCCCAUUCAGGAGAGAAGGCAAUAAAAGAAGAGUCAGUUCCCACCCUGAUAAGGCCUCUCCUUACCCCCUCACCUGUGUAUAAGGAAAAUCAGAGGGGGCUGGACAGUAUCCCAUGUGAUGACUACCUUGGACCCUCAGAGGCUUCUCUGACUGGAUUGGAGGACAGGUUACCUUCUCAGUCCUUCAAACUCAGCAUUGUGGGAAGAACCUGGAAGAAUGAGACUGUGAACUUAGGAUCCCAACCUUUGAGAAGUAAAGAGGCCAGGGAAGCCACAGAGGCCAAGGAGUCUCCUGCUUUUCAUCAACAGUCUAGAGUUACGUUGGGAACCAAAGUGUUAACAAAACCCCAAACCACAAGUGUACAUAGGAGGAAUUUAGAGGCCCCAGGGGCCAGUAAACAUUCCCCACUCACUAGAAUGUCUGUUUUCCAAUGUCCAGGUGAGCCAUGCCUUAACACGAACGUUGCUAGUAAGUUUAAGUCCAAAGUAAAGGCACGGUCAAACAUCCAGCUUCAACACUGUCCCAAACACGCAUGCCUUGGUGCAGACAACUUGACUUCUCCAGUGCCUCACUGCCAUCCUCAAAGAUUCCCCACCAGAGACAGAUUAGUUUCCCAGACACUACAUGGCUUUAAGGCAGCCCAAAGGAGAAACCUAAGGCAGCAGGAGCCCGAAACUCCAAAACUUCAGGAUUCAUGGAAGAGCCAGAGCAAGACGAUAGCCCCUACUUACAAAAGAGAGGACUGUACGAGGCAUAAACCAGGAGAGCAUAAGGAAAGCUUCAAAGAAUUAGGGACCUCUCAAGCUGGAAGUAUGAGACGCCCUGCCCAGGUCUGGGGAAAAAUACAGUCUUUUGGAACCAAACGUCUUCAGGUCACACCAGAGAAGAAACAGGGUCCUCAAGAAAGCCUCUUCAGAAAAGGGAUAAGGCUACUUUUAAAGUGGAUUGUCCCCAGUAGAAAAGUUAAAGGUGGUGAUGCCCUGCAAAACUGCAAGCCUAUAUUGGCCACUGCCCAGAGCGAAGGACCAGUCAAAAGCAGAUCAAUCUUGAACAGUGAGAAUGCUGAGGCUCAGGCACUUAUGACAGCUGUUGGACACAUCCUAGAAGAAAAAAUGACAAUUCACCAUGGACUUCAUGCCACAAAGUUAAAAGAACCCAAACAGGAACUCCAAGCCCCGUUAUGUGGGUGUUUCUGCUACUACAGGCUUCCCUCUUACCCACAGCAAGGGAAAAAUAUGGGUUAUACAGCCUGUCGUCAUCAAGCCACCUCCAAGGGCCAGAGCUGUUCUAUCAGAAAAGGGGAAGUCAAACAUCUACAGAGCUCAAAAAGUGUAAGAUUCAAUGAUGAUCAGCUGAGCCCAACCUCAUCCCCCAAGAAGACUCUGACUCUGGUCCAUCCCUGCCAGUAUGCACCAAGGUUUCCAGGUGCCCUAGUCCACCAUCAACACUGUCCAAGGCACUGUCAUCUCUGGGGAGGUGUCUUACCUGCUCAACUGUAA